Molecule: messenger RNA, 2138 nt
Organism: Quercus lobata
Lineage: Eukaryota; Viridiplantae; Streptophyta; Magnoliopsida; Fagales; Fagaceae
Product: putative F-box protein At3g58860
Exons: 5
Coding region: 384-2009 (541 amino acids)
Molecular function (GO): protein binding
Source: RefSeq, a predicted model, not a curated record
GCAUGGUGUGUAUUUACUAUUUAUUGUCUCUUUGUCUUGUACUAUAGUGUAUCGACUGAUACAAAGCGCCUCCUUCAACCUGACCCAAAAGAGUGAGAGAUCUUCAUAAAAAAGAAAAGAAAAGAAAAGAAAAAAGAGAGAUCUUGUUUAGUUUUGGUUAACUCAAGAGAACCUGAUACGGUGAGGUGAGCAGUUGAGACUUGAGAGAGGCGGAGAGCAGAGAAUCAGAGAGAGGCUGAGGAGGCGGAGGAGCUUCAAGCUUGCUGCCUUGCUUGAGCCUUGAGCUGUUGUCUGUUCAGCAGAUGAGAACAGACUGAACAGUGGAGACUGGAGACUAGAGAGAAAGAGAAGAAGAUAGAAAAUUGAUUAGUGUAGUGAGAAACAUGAUGGAUGAAAAAAUUGAUGACGUGGAUAUGAUAUCUGAUAUGCCUGCAUUUAUCAUGCAUCACAUAUUGUCAUUCCUACCCAGAAAAGAGGCAGCUAAGACCAGUGUCUUGUCCAAGAAAUGGAAUAGCAUAUGGUCUUCAUUCCCCAUUUUGGAUUUUGAUCAGUGCUGUUACCUUAAUAAGGAUCAUCUCUUCGCAGAUAAACAUCCAGAGAAUAAGAAAAGAGUUAAGAAGUUCAUGAAUAUUGUGGACAAGUCUUUUGGUAGAAGAUUUCAGGAGCAUAAGUUGCAGUUGCAAAAAUUUAAACUUCACAUUACUCUUGUUGACUUCAAGUUGGCUUCAUUGGUUGAUAAAUGGAUAGAGUUGGCCUUUGAAAAUGAUGCCAAAGAAAUUGAUCUUCUGGUUGAAACCGAAGAGAAUUCAUGCUAUACUUAUACUUUGCCCAAAACAAUAUUUGUUGCAAAAUCAACCAACUAUUGUAAGUUAGGACAACCAUUUUCUUGGACUGGUGUGAAGUUUUAUUCUCUACAAAAGUUACGGCUUCAGGAAGUUUGUCUGAAUGAAGAGAUUAUCCAAGAUAUCAUCCAUACUUGCCCUUUUAUCACUGAUUUUGGUCUUAUAAUGUUUAAGGGACCGAAAAUUCUUGAGAUCUCCAACCUUCCUAAACUUCGUAACGUUACUGUGAUUCCCGAUGAUAAUUAUGUUGAGAGUGUUAAAAUUGACUUACCAAAUCUUCAAAUUUUCCGUCUAGGUUAUUCAAAUCAAUGUCAGCUUGACAUCACUGGAUGCAAAGAUUUGAAAGAAUUAUGGUUAGACAGUGUGAACAUCACGGACCAGUUAUUUCACUUCAGUAUUUCUAGAUUUCCUCACCUUGAAACGUUGUUGAUCAAUGACUGCAGCAUGUUGGAAAGGGUCAAUAUUUCUGUACAGAGGCUAAGGGAGUUAAGAAUCUUCAGUUGCCAAAAGUUGUUAUAUGUUGAAAUUGACGCUCCAAAUCUGUCAUUAUUCCGAUACUGCAACUCCAGCAAUCAAAUGGCUAAGCUAUUUUUAAAGAAUGCUCCAUGUUGUUUGGAACUUAAUCUUAAAUUAGACCCUAAUGAUCUUGUUGACACUCAUUGGUUCCUUAAUUUGAGGGAAUUUCUAUUAAUGUCAAAUCAAAGAAAAUAUUUGAAGAUAUUAGUCUUCCUGAGUGAAGCGGUUACCUUUGAUCUUAAAGAAUUGAGUGGAAUGUCACUUCCACCACCAGUUGAAUUGGAUCUUAUGAAGCUAGAUAUACGAAAUUCAGCACUCUCAAUAGAUUAUGUAACCUUUAUAGAUGGCUUGCUCUGGAGUUGUCGUCCAAAGAUUUUGUCAGUGCCAACGGGUUUGGAGUCCCUGGACAAGUGCAUAAAGGUGCUAUGUGAAAUGUUGGUGGAUAGAGAAGAUCUACACCGCUGUUUGGGUGAUCACAAAUGUUGGCGAUCUCAUUUAAAAGGUGCAGAGAUCACGAGUAUUGCUGGGAAUGAAGAUGAGAGGCUCCUUGAUUGCAAAACUUUGUUAGAUAUGUUGCCUACUCUUGCAAAAGAUCAAGAGAUUCAAUUUAGAUUGGAUUGGGAACACCAUUUGCAUGGUUAUUUGGACUAAAUGCUUGCCUAAUUGGAGUGCCUUUUUUAUCCAAAGCUUCUAGUUACGACUUUGUGUCAAUCAAUUCUUCAAAGUUGUGACAGUAAUAUUAGUUUAAUUUUAUAUAAUUUUUGCCCUUUUCAAGCUAAA